Messenger RNA from Mercenaria mercenaria, 1967 nucleotides. RefSeq lists its product as uncharacterized. The coding region runs from base 287 to 1231 and encodes 314 amino acids. The transcript is spliced from 8 exons. The record is from RefSeq and is a predicted model, not a curated record. Lineage: Eukaryota; Metazoa; Mollusca; Bivalvia; Venerida; Veneridae.
GAUUGUUUUAAACCAGCUCUGGAUUACAAAUCGGACGUUGAAUAGGAUAGGAAGUUAUAUGUAAUCUUAUAAUUAUGUGAGGAAAGAUUUACUGCUCAAAGGAAAUUCACACAGGAAUCUGUUUUGAACAUGGGUGGUACGCAGUCUACACAGGAGACGACCAUAGAAGAUAUCGUGAACGUUUUUAGAGGAAGAAGUGAAAACAUGGGAGGCUAAUAUCAAAAACCUCAAGGAAGCUUUGAAGAAACAAAGGAGCAGUUGGGUACCUGGUUAUCUGAGACAUGAGAUGGAAGAAACAGAGACGCGAUUGGCGAAUGUUAAGUCUAUGAUAUCGUUACUGGAAGUACCCAGAGGUCAGUUUGCAACGAAUAGAGAUACUACACAAUUAGAACGUUGUUGCCGAGAAGUACAUCGGAGAGCAGAAACUGAAAUAAAUCGGUUGAAGAAAGACAAUCAAACUUUAAUUACGGACAUGCAAAAGACCCAAAUGGAACUGGCUGAAAUAAAGAAAACCACAGAAAGAUUGCAAGAAAAGCAAAAGGAAUAUUCACGACUCGGUACAGUUGCUGGAAACUGGCAUGUUGGCAGCAACUCCGUCACGGCUUAUCUUGCUGACCCAAAUCGACCUAUGAAGAUUGGAGAAAUUUACGGCGAAACUUUUGACGAUGAAUGGACCGAUGCAUUUGAAGCGUUAAUAAAGGAUGGGCAUAAAGAUAAAGCAGCAGUUGAAAUUUUACGAUUUAUGUUUGAGGACGUAGUUAAGUUCUGUGAGUAUGAAGUUAGACCAUUUUUAGGGACAACAAUGGACGAAUUACAAAGAAUAUUGGGACAAUACAGGACAUCAGAAAGGUUAGUGCAGAUAUUAGAAGCAAAGACAGGACUGAAGGAGGAAGAGAGAAUAGAAACAUGUGAUAUGGUACCAGGAAAAAAGAAACCAGACCAUGAAACAAACAGAACAUUAGAGGCCAUAAAGAAGAAACUUUGGGCAAAUUUAGCUUCUUUUGCAGAGAAGGAAUUUCGUGAAGCAACGCUGGGAAUUGAAUACAUAAGUAAUCUGAAGCCAUUCGUCUUGAAGUGUUUGCGUGUUGGCUGGAUGAUGGUUAUUCAGGCGCCUCCUAUGGCUCUGCAUAAAUGUCCGACUGAUGAUGAUUCCAAGUUUGAUAAGAAUUUAUAUACGAAGUAUAGAAGAUCAGGUCCCUUGGUCGAUUAUUUAGUUUGGCCAGUUUUAUGACUUCACGAGAAUGGCCCUGUCAUAGCGAAAGGUGUUGCCGAAGGGAAGAAAAAUCGUGACAAAGAUUGGCAUAAAAAUCUUUAUCUUCAAAGAUGACUUUCACAAUCAUUUGAUUAUAACAUUAAGUAUGAUUCACAGCUAGUCUAAUGCCCAGGGUAAAUCAUAAAUCCAACAUUUAGCAGUUAAGUUUCUCAGGUCUUGGGAAUACUGUCUUCCAAGUCACUCUGUUCCUUUCUUAUUAUUACUAUUUCUUUUCCUAAGGCAGACGCGUCCGGUUUUCCCCUUGCUGCUUCAAAGUCUUUCUUCGUUUCUCGAGUUUUUGUCCGCGAAUACAAAAUGUUUCGACAUAUUGAUAAAGACUGGCGAAAUAAAUCAUUUACAAAUUUAAAGCAAAACGUAAUAAACUAUAAAACAUUCUUUUAAAAUGUACACAACAUGUCGAUCAAUUUAAUCGCAAUGUUUGAUGUGUACGUGCCUAAAUGCGUAAGUUAACAAUUUCCAUUAUUAUUUGAUACUAUAUCUUGAGGACAGCAAUUCUCACUGGUGACAAUCAAUAAACUGGUAAUUUGAUUUUAUUGCAAAAAGUAUUCUGUUUAUAUGUACGAACAUUUUAUAAGGAAAGAAGUCCAUUUCGUAAAAGGUAUAGAAUUGUUCAUUGUGUGUUUUAAUAGUUAUUAGUUGUUAUUCGUUCUUUAGAAAAUCCUUUGUGUUAUAUGUAAUAAAGGUAUUUAGAUAA